AUGAUUAUCGGCAUGGUGAGGAAUGUUUCGUGGCCGUACUGCUCUCCGCUUCGUCCACUCUCGGCAAUACUUAGAAGAGAUAUUGCUACAUCUUCACGCCUUGAUAAAAACCAGGCUGGGAAAUACAGAGCGACGGUUGAUCGGUCACGGCUGCUCACAUACGAAAUGGCACAGAAGCCUCAUCACAUUGGCGUUCGGAAGUCGUGGUUAUCUUGGCAUUCACACAACCUAGAAGAAUUCAAGCAGUCGCAACCACUGAUGGUUGUCCAUGACGAGGUCAUUCGUCGAUUUGUACGCGGUUUCUUUCCACAGAACGUGGUUAUUUCUGGUGAGGAGGUGAGCUUUCACUACACGUUGAUAGAAUGUAUGAAUUUGGCAGCAGUG
Messenger RNA from Ostertagia ostertagi, 384 nucleotides. NCBI's taxonomy places the organism in Eukaryota, Metazoa, Nematoda, Chromadorea, Rhabditida, Trichostrongylidae. The record is from the annotation of a GenBank genome assembly.